UGCAAACAUACCGAACGUUAAAUCACUGAUAACGUCUGACGGAAAAUCAAUUUAAUUUCAAAAUCUCUUAUCAUCUUCCGCUUGGUUUCAAUAUAGUGUCUAAAUUAUGCAUAUAUUGUGAGCAAAGCAAUUGCAGCUAGGGCCGUGGGUAAGAGAUGGAUAACAUGGAAAUAUAGCAAACAUAAAGUUCGUUUUUAGUGAGCCGGAUAUACCGUUCUUGUCCAAAGUGCGGAUAUUAAUUGUAUGAGGGCCUAUAUUACGUGUUGAAAGAGAUUCGUCUUUGAUCGGAGUUGAAAGUUGAUAAUUAUGUGUAGAUAAAAAGUUGUUUUUUUUAAAGAGGCAAUGUUGCGUAUUGUGAACGAUAUGUGGAAAUAAACGAUACCGUAAUGAAGUUGGUCGUAAAAACGUUAUUGAAUCUAGUUUAAAGGAGUCAUGGUAACGUAUACGGGAAACAUUUUAAUACGAUCCUUAUAAAUUUCAAUUAACACCAGUUUUAAGUUUUUAAAAAGUGAUCAGGUAUUUAAUAAUACGCUUCUUUAUCGAUCACUGAUGAAAAAGCAAAGAUUUUCACAAACUGAAUCAAGGGACUGCAUGAUAUUAAAGUGCUGCCAUGAACACGUUAUUGUUAAAUUUCACAUACAUGAGACUUCACAACAUGUCAAUGUCAUAUUUCGUUACUAAUAAAAUCUAAAUAAUUUUGAAUAAGUGCUAAUAAAAACAUUACAAAAAGGAAAAUAAAGAAAAUAAAAAGCUAUGCCUAGCUGGUCGGGUUACGCAAAUGGCGCUUUUCUUGUCACGUUUGCCGGCGGAUGUCUCGUCGUGGUUGGUUAUGUCUUGCCUUUCUGGGUGACCUAUGACCAAUACACCUGUCCCGUGGACAAAGAAGUCCGGUUGUUCGCGUACGUGAGCGUCUGGUACACGAUGGCCUGCAAAAGGGGCCACUCUGCCUCGUGCGAGAUUAAAGGGAUACAGUUGAGCACUAACACAAGUGCCAACUUAAAUUUCAGUUCUAUUACGGGAUGUACCAGCGCAGAGUUUUCAACAAAUCUAGCCUCAAAACUCGAUAAGAACACUUACUGGUGGACCAUACAGAUUAUGACGUCAUUCGGCCUUGGUCUCAUAUUUCUUGCCGCCAUUGUGUUGUUGUACUGCAAGUGCGCUGGUGUCGCUUCACGGAGACUCUUCGUUGUGACGUCACUCCUUCUUAUAACAGGAGGGAGCCUAUUCUUAAGCAUCGUGAUAAUAGUAGCCGUCGCCCUGACAUCCGUCUUCGGUAUCCCCGAUCACAAGACUGAACCGGAAACGUUCCCGUGGUCGCUCCUUUCGUCCGGUAUCGGCUCCCUUUUCUCUUUAGCGGGAGGCGUACUAUCUAUUGUUAUCGUGUGCUGGUGGACAACAGACGGAAUAAUGUUUUCCAAAGGCGACAAAGACGAGACAUUGGGAGAAACAAAUAUUAAAAUGUCUGAAACUGUGGCGCAUCCAGCGGGGAUACAUCCGUGGUUCACUGACGGGGUGCAGUUUUAUAAGGGCGGCGAUGGACAGGCUUUUCCCGGAAACAGGCCGCUCGAAAGCGGCAAUCUGCAGAGACGGAACAUGUAUCCGGCUGAUGAUACAAACAUGAAACCUCCUCAUAGUUACGACCUCGAGAAACGUUCAAGUUUUAGCGAUUCCGACCGGCGCAACGAUCGGACCGACACGUCGCAGGCGUUCAUUUACCCAGGGUCCAGAAUAUCUCAAGUGGACCUAUCGAGAUCUUCAAAUAAGGAGAGAGAUAUUUCAAGAGGUUAUUUUUCUAACUCUAAGAAGUACAAAGGAGGUGAGUAUGAAGCUAGCCAAUAUUCCGCUCCCAGUGGAGCCUAUGAUGACAACCGCAGCAGACGAUUUAACGAGGGCCAAGACAGACACAUUGAUGAGGUCAGUAGUAAACGUUCCGAUGGUGACCGCAACAGACGAUUUGGUGAAGAACAAGGUAGACGAUUCGACGACGAACGUUACACACGAUUUGAUGGUUACAGCAACAGAGCUUUACAAGAUAAUCGCACUCAACUUUUGGAGCAGGCGAUUUGAAGACGAGCGCAACAUGAGUUACGAAGAACCAAGCAACACUGGAAACGACGGUUUCUUUUUCGUACCAAAAGACAGAAGCCCGAAAGGUCAAAGGGAAGAUCAAAGACUAAGCAUGGACGAAGGUCGCUAUGGUGACAGAAGAGACUAUGACAACAUACGCGAUGCGGGACGUCCAGUAUUCUAUUAGACUUAGACCUGCAGACGUUUAGACUCAUAGCUUAUCAUUUGUUUACUUGUUUACGCAGUGCUUACUUGUGUUAUUGUGUAUUACUUAUAUGUCUUUUUACUGUUCAAGACUGACUUACUGUCUGUUUUUUUGUGUUAAAUACAUGUACGACUUUUACAAUUUAUGUUAUUCACAAUUUCUGCACGUUUUUAAUAACAGAUGAGGUCUAAUAAUAAUUCUAAUCAGAAGUAAAGUUUUCGGUUGUAUGUUCGGAUCUCUUUUCUAAACGAGUGUUUAGUGUUUGUAUACAUAUUGUGUUGUGUUGUAUACAGCCUGUGCUGCGCGAAACCACUGACUCAUCAGCUGAGAGCCGCCAAUCAACAAGUGUUUCAUCCUUUUAAUCCCAUGACACUCUCCGGGCGGUGGAACCGCAGUGCUGAUCAGGCACUACGGGUCAGUGGUUAGCUGCCAGCUCUUCUCCUCCCUCUUAAUCCAAAGCCAAAUAGACACUCUCUCUGAUGCUUGAUCCAGCGCCUCCCCCCCCCCCCCCUCCAACAGCUCUCCUUCUCUCUCCUCCUCAGAUUCCUUUGGUAUGAGAUUGAUUAAAUACAAAAAAGUUUCCUAUAUCCAGAAUAAAAUACAUAAUGUAUACAGCAUCCAAUGAGUAUAUAUGAGCCUCGCUCUGAUAAACCCCGGCUUAAUGCCUACGCAUAAAGUGUCGUCCCAGAUUAGCCUGUGCGGUCCUAACAGGCUAAUCAGAGACAACACUUUCCACCUAGACUGGAUUUUCGUUUAGAAGAGACUUCCUUUAAACGGAAAACUCCAUAAAAGCGGAAAGUGUCGUCCCUGUUAAGUGCGGUGUUAAUAUCAAUGUAAACAUGAUAAUCCUUAAAUUGUAUUUAUAGUGUAUGAAAAAUUCUUUUGAAAUUGAUUGGCUACUGCUUUGUCCAUUUCCAGUUAAACUUUCGUAAAGUUACAAAAUACAAUUCAUGUUUGACUCGUGUGUGCAUAUUUUGAUUAUAACCGUCGUAUGGCUGUGUCUUAUUGUUAUAAAUACUGAUUGGUUGUUUCAGUGUGUGUCUUUUGCAAGUCAUUGUCUGUUUUACAAAUUCAUUAAACUAAUAUGUUCGCCUUUUAGUGGCACUUUGAUUUUUAAUCGAAAAGAUUUGUGCGAACAAUUGUCAUAUUGUUAUAUAAAACGUUUUUUCUUGUCGCCAACAUCGUAUUUUGUCAACAAUGCGGUAAACACUGAA
This is a messenger RNA of Dreissena polymorpha, 3486 nucleotides long. RefSeq lists its product as uncharacterized. NCBI's taxonomy places the organism in Eukaryota, Metazoa, Mollusca, Bivalvia, Myida, Dreissenidae. Bases 754 to 2067 code for a protein of 437 amino acids. The record is from RefSeq and is a predicted model, not a curated record. The transcript is spliced from 3 exons.